CCCCUGCGUGUCUGCAGCUCGGGCCUUGCCUAAUCAGCCCGACCAUGGCUUCAGCUUUGGAAGAGCUACAGAAAGAUUUAGAAGAGGUGAAGGUGCUACUGGAAAAAGCCACUAGAAAAAGAGUACGUGAUGCCCUUACAGCUGAAAAAUCCAAGACUGAGACAGAAAUCAAGAAUAAGAUGCAGCAGAAAUCACAGAGAAAAGCAGAACUUCUUGACAGUGAAAAGCCAGCUGCUGUGGUUGCUCCCAUUACAACAGGAUAUACAGUGAAAAUCAGUAAUUAUGGAUGGGAUCAGUCAGAUAAGUUUGUGAAAAUCUACAUUACCUUAACUGGAGUUCAUCAGGUCCCCACCGAGAAUGUGCAGGUGCAUUUCACAGAGAGGUCAUUUGAUCUUUUGGUAAAGAAUCUAAAUGGGAAGAGUUACUCCAUGAUUGUGAACAAUCUCUUAAAACCCAUCUCUGUGGAAGGCAGUUCAAAAAAAGUCAAGACAGAUACAGUUCUUAUCUUAUGUAGAAAAAAAACAGAAAACACACGUUGGGACUACCUGACUCAGGUUGAAAAAGAAUGCAAAGAGAAAGAAAAGCCCUCCUAUGACACUGAAGCAGAUCCUAGUGAGGGAUUGAUGAAUGUUCUAAAGAAAAUUUAUGAAGACGGAGAUGAUGACAUGAAGCGAACCAUUAAUAAAGCCUGGGCGGAAUCAAGAGAGAAGCAAGCCAAAGGAGACACAGAAUUUUAAGACUUUAAAGUCAUUUUGGGAACUGCGAUGUGGAAAUAUUGAUGUUUCCAAUGAGGAAAUGUUGGUGAGCUGCACAGAUAAAUUUGACAGAUAACUGCUUGCAUAGCCUUCUUCUAAGUAAAGGCCGUGAAUGCUCCCAUUUCCUCCUGGAGGAUUUAUUUAAAUAAAAUAUGCUUAUUAAACACUUCCUCCAAAGAUGGUUUCCUUAGUAAUCUGGGCAUUUUGUUCAAAAAAGGAUAAUAUGGUAUUCUUGUGUGAAAUGUAAAAAAGCAAGUCUUGCCUAAUGAUGAUGCCACAUUGUGUGUACUUUUGUUCAGCUAAGAUGCAGAAAACAAAAGCUGUUUUUGCCUAUAAGUUCCUGAUAUUUGCCUAUAAGUUCCUGAUACCAGCUCCCACAAUUUUAAGAAUAAGU
This is a messenger RNA of Neomonachus schauinslandi (Hawaiian monk seal), 1149 nucleotides long. RefSeq names its product calcyclin-binding protein-like. Gene Ontology annotation, biological process: heart development. The record is from RefSeq and is a predicted model, not a curated record. Gene Ontology annotation, molecular function: ubiquitin protein ligase binding; S100 protein binding; tubulin binding. Bases 45 to 737 code for a protein of 230 amino acids. Gene Ontology annotation, cellular component: nucleus. Lineage: Eukaryota; Metazoa; Chordata; Mammalia; Carnivora; Phocidae. The transcript has a single exon.